CUGCAGGGGUGGAUUUGCCUGCACUCAAGCUGCUGCUGCCAGAGCCCCUCCGUGUCAAUCUGUGCUGCCGUUGGGUUCUGCAGCUCUCUCCAGCAAGCAUGGCAUGAGCUGAAGGAGCAGCAGGAGCAGCAUGGCCGUUCCCCAGGCAGCAGGAGGGUUCAGCCCAGCACCAGCUCAUGCGGGAGGAGCAGAUGCUGAGGAACAUCCCCCACGAGACGCAGGUGGCCAAAGAGGCUGGGUCAGGUGCCAAAAAGGAGACCUUCUUCACCUGCUUCUCCUGUGCAAGCUCUUCUGUCUGUCUGCUGAGAUGUUUCUGCCUGUUUCUCUGGCAGAGAAGUGUUUGCUUUUUUGGCUGGCGAGCUGACCAUCCGUACUACCGUCGCCUUGAAUGCCUCCAACCAGCAGUGUUUGCUGCCAGACAGACACCUGGAGAAGACAGAGGACAUGCUGCGGUGGCUCCGAUUGUUACGCCGUGUGAUUUAUCUUCCUGUCCUGGCUGUCUUCCCGUGCUGGGUGCUGGCAGUGAAUACGUGGUGAGGAGUGCUUGGGGUGUGCCAUCCUUUGCUGUUCUCACUGUGGGAACUCCAAGAGCCAUGGAAUGGGCACAGGCUGGUGAUGGACUUCUGCAACGAAGCAAGAGAGUCCUCUAUGAGGCCAAGGCUGCUGUAAUGAUAAACAAAGAGCAAGUGCGACUGAAAGAGCUUUGCAGAAAGCAGGAGUCAGCCACCUGCCACCCAUCCCCUCCUGACCCCAACCCCAGAAACCCAAAGCAGCACUUGGCACAGGAGGUCUCUCGUGUUGCAGUCUCAACUUCAAGCCCUGGAAUACUUUGCUUCAGCCAGCAGCAUGGGGUUGGAUACCAACAGCAGAGUCGACUUAACCUGUGACUAAGUGAACUUUAAGUGUUCUGACUCCACAGUGGAACCUGAUAAAGAAAGAUGUGAAUGGAA
Pogoniulus pusillus (Red-fronted tinkerbird) is the source of this 950-nucleotide messenger RNA. RefSeq names its product protein disulfide-isomerase TMX3-like. Gene Ontology annotation, cellular component: endoplasmic reticulum; cell surface. NCBI's taxonomy places the organism in Eukaryota, Metazoa, Chordata, Aves, Piciformes, Lybiidae. Gene Ontology annotation, biological process: peptidyl-cysteine oxidation. The transcript is spliced from 7 exons. The record is from RefSeq and is a predicted model, not a curated record. Gene Ontology annotation, molecular function: protein disulfide isomerase activity. The coding region runs from base 177 to 887 and encodes 236 amino acids.